This is a messenger RNA of Medicago truncatula (barrel medic), 1216 nucleotides long. RefSeq names its product putative exosome complex component rrp40. The record is from RefSeq and is a predicted model, not a curated record. Gene Ontology annotation, biological process: U4 snRNA 3'-end processing; poly(A)-dependent snoRNA 3'-end processing; exonucleolytic trimming to generate mature 3'-end of 5.8S rRNA from tricistronic rRNA transcript (SSU-rRNA, 5.8S rRNA, LSU-rRNA). The transcript has 10 exons. Gene Ontology annotation, molecular function: RNA binding. Gene Ontology annotation, cellular component: nuclear exosome (RNase complex); cytoplasmic exosome (RNase complex). NCBI's taxonomy places the organism in Eukaryota, Viridiplantae, Streptophyta, Magnoliopsida, Fabales, Fabaceae. Bases 226 to 948 code for a protein of 240 amino acids.
GAAGACUGUUAAAACAAAACAAAACCGAACUGAACCGCCACACAAACACAAUAACCCUAAAACUCCACCCACUCCAACACUACCGACACGGCGGCUCCUCCUCCUUCAUCACCUGCACUUCUACUUCACACUCUUAUUCUCGCUGCUUCUCAUUUGCAGAUUCGAAUUUCAAAUAGGAAGUUGUUGUGACUUUUGAAAAGCCGUUGAUUCUAAUUUCUCGGUGAAAUGGAAAGUAAAUCCGCUGGUUCAUCUACUAACUUCGUAGAUCAAUUAGUGUAUCCUGGCGAUGUGGUUCUUGACCUCUCUACCAUGACAAACCAGACUAUUAAGCUUGGAGGCGGUCUGCGUCAGGACGGUGAUGUGAUUUCUGUAAUGAAGGCUGGCCGGCUUAGGUUCUCCAAGCCUAAUAAAUACUGGGUUGAAAGUUCUCAAAAGAGGUAUGUGCCGCAUGCAGAGGAUUCAGUUCUUGGAAUAAUUGUCGACUCCAGAUCAGAUAAUUUUCUUGUGGAUAUAAAAGGACCUACUUUAGCAUUUCUACCGGUGCUUGCAUUUGAAGGAGGAACUAGAAGAAAUAUACCUAAGUUUGAGGUUGGUGCUUUGAUUUAUGUGCGGGUUGUUAAAGCAAUCCCUGGAAUGAAUCCUGAGCUGUCAUGCACUGAUGCCAGUGGGAAAGCUGGAGAGUUUGGUGCCCUAAAAGAAGGCUAUAUGUUUGAGUGUUCAACCGGUCUCUCAAGGAUGCUUCUCAGCACACCCACAUGUCCUGUACUUGAUACUUUAGGGAAGAAACUCUCGUUCGAGAUAGCAGUUGGCUUGAAUGGACGUGUUUGGGUCAAUGCAUCAUCUCCAUCUACAACUAUCAUCGUAGCUAAUGCACUUAUAAACUCAGAGGUAUUGAGUGGUGUCCAACAGAAAAUAAUGGCUGAAAAGCUGCUGCAGAGGGUCCAGUGACCAAAUAUCAAUGCUUCUGCAGGGCGAGCACUGUCCGAGACUACAACCACUAGCUUAGCUGUUCAAUGCAAGUUCCAUGGCAUUUAGAUAAAAUUAUAUGAGAUGUUCUUUGUUACUAGGAGUUCAGUUUUUCUGUUAUAUCAUUGCCUCCCACAAGAUAUUUGAUAAAAAAUCAAUCCUUAUCUUUUGUUAUUUAUAUUGUUCAUUUAUAGAAAUACAGCACAGGACUUGCAAUAUUUGUCUAAUUUAAACAGUUGAUGGUGCCAUA